CAUAUAUUUUGACCCUUUUCCCGAACUUUAUGGGGAUAUAUAUAACCUCCGUCACUCUCAUUAUCUCUCUGUGUGUUAUACUGUUAUAAGUCUAUGUGAGAGAGUGUGUGUGAUCGUUGCUUGAAGAACAUUCCUGUAACAAUGAGUAGAUCAGGAGGCGUCGUUUGGCUGAAGACGGUGGUGCUGCUGGCGGCGGCGGCAGCGAUGUUAACAUCCGUGAGCUGUAGAAGUACGGUGUGUCACCUGAUCGGCGGGAAGGAAUUGUGGAAACCGAAUCAUAACUACACUGAUUGGUCUCUUCAACAGACGUUCUACGUCGGCGACUGGCUCCAUUUCGUAUACAACAAGGAGAUGUUCACGGUGUUGGAGGUGAAUGAAACGAGCUACAAAAACUGUUCAGAUGAAGGAAUUAUCUUCAACGUCACCGGAGGUUUUGGAAGCGACGUGAUUAAGCUCACUCAACCAAAGACAUACUACUUCAUUGCAAAUGGAGAUUACUGCUACAAUAAUGACAUGAAAGUGGCUGUUAACGUGGUUGAAAUUGUUUAUGUUUAUCAACCUCCGAUGAUGAUGAUGAUGAUGUAUCUUCUUCCAUUGCAAGUGAUGUGUGUAUUGCUUUUUCUCACAAGAAAUCGUCAAUGAAGAAUCCAACAGUUUCAGGUACUAAAUUAAUCAUAGUUAAAUAGCUACUGAUAUUAAUUCAGAAAUUACGUAAUAGUGGAUUGCAUACAUUACAAAUGUGUUAGACUUUGGAAACGUGUUAUCACACUUGCCU
This is a messenger RNA of Lactuca saligna, 775 nucleotides long. NCBI's taxonomy places the organism in Eukaryota, Viridiplantae, Streptophyta, Magnoliopsida, Asterales, Asteraceae. The record is from the annotation of a GenBank genome assembly.